AUGGAACACAAGGAUGAGAAAAAGCAAUCACCUGAGAAUCAAGACGGAAGGAGGACAACCCCACAAGCGGAUAAUAUUCCGGCGACAAGCCAACAGCCGGCGUCAGCGGACCCGACUUCAGAAGACACCAGUCAUAUACCCCUACAGCGCCCAUGGACAGACCGCGAACACGCCAUCGACGAUUUUCUAAAAAAGGUGCACUUGUGGAAAGCGAAGCCAGAUAAAGCGGACGCGCUAGAACGUUGGUCCACACAACCUAUGUCAGACGGACCAUAUCAAAACAUGAACUCGGUCGUCCCCAAGACGCAAACCGAGCCACCUAACGCCUCUGACGAUCACUUGCCAAAACAACCGGCGCCCGUCAGCGACACGGCAGCAACAUCCGGAUCAGGUAUAGAAAAGACUGGUGAAAAGGAGUAA
Molecule: messenger RNA, 420 nt
Organism: Annulohypoxylon truncatum
Lineage: Eukaryota; Fungi; Ascomycota; Sordariomycetes; Xylariales; Hypoxylaceae
Exons: 2
Coding region: 1-420 (139 amino acids)
Source: RefSeq, a predicted model, not a curated record